AUGUUGGGCUCAGCUGCCUUACCUGGCUUGCGUGGCACUCAUGGUUCUGUGUGGAUUUCGAGUCUUGCCACAUUUACAGCAUUUGUGACUCAACUCUCUUCUCAAGGAGACCCUGAGGGGUACACUAUUCUCUCCCCAACAUACUCCUGGUUUACCAUGGCUAGUUAUGAAGAUUUUGUACCCUUAGCUGCUGUUAGUUCUCCAACAGUAUUGUCAAGAUUACCUUCCAUAGCCAUUACCUCCUCCAUAAUGUUCAUAUUGGCGAGCAUAUCAACCUCACCCCCUCAUUGUCAGGCACAAUCAUGCACAUGUACCAAUUGUGGUGGUUCCCAUAAUGCAUUUUAUAGGGGUUGCCCUACCUACAAGUUUACGCCUGAGGUGGCAAUUCUCAUAUUCGAGGUUUCUCUCUUACUCCCUAUGCCAGUCCUUCACUCUGCUCCUGUUCGUCCCUCUCAAGAAGUUUCUACAUCUCAGUGUCUCGUCCUCCUCCCACUUCUACUCCCCCCUCUUCCAGUCAAAUUCCUUGCCACCUUAAAUCCACACACCCCAAUCUCCAUCGCUAUUCCAGACACUGCAAUCUCUACUUCCCCGGUACUUACCCCUCUUCCUCCUCUCCCAACUCAUCGCACAAGACAAGCUAAACGUUCCACCGCACCCUCACCUCCAUCAACCUCUCCCUCCACACCUCAGAGGUCUGUCCCCUUUUCUCCACCUCAUAAGAAAACCUUUGUUUCUCAGACCUCCUCAACCAACUCCACUUCAGAAACUCUCGAAGACAUUCAGAACCAUCAAAUCAGGACACAAGAUAACAUACCUACACCUCAUCCAUCCUCCAAUCUCUCUGCUCCUAUUCCUGCUACAAUCGGAGAAUGGGGUCAUUUGCUCGGAUUUGGCUGCCGUCACUUUGAAGCCAUUGUGGAUUUUAAAGAGGUGUGUGACUACCACCUCAGUGAAUGUGAAGAUCUUCUGGAGUGCCACCUCAACAAGAGAUGGGCUCUCCAAUAUUUGCUAAUUUGA
Molecule: messenger RNA, 1017 nt
Organism: Penaeus monodon (black tiger shrimp)
Lineage: Eukaryota; Metazoa; Arthropoda; Malacostraca; Decapoda; Penaeidae
Exons: 4
Coding region: 1-1017 (338 amino acids)
Source: RefSeq, a predicted model, not a curated record